CGUCGCUUUACAGUUCUCAUAGUAAGUCAUUUCAGAGUCGCGUAUAUCUUCAUCGUCGUGUCUCUUUAUUCUUUCCUUCCUAUCAAGUUGCGUUGCGCGUUAUCUUGGCCAUACUUUGGCGCGUGGCGCGAGACACGUCGAGCUGCAACAGAGCCAGCACCAAUCUUGAGCGCCUCGCACACGACGCGUGUCUCCGCUUGCGAUAUCUCUCGGGACAGCAUCGGAUGCAUUUCCUUUACGCACAUCAUCCUUUUCCAGAGCACAAUCUCCUUAUUUACGUCCUGCGCAUUCCGUCACGAGAAUAGCGUGGCAUAGCGCUAACAGCCCACGGUUCAGCCCAACUCAACGCGCACUCUCUCACCCAACAACUUAUUCCCCGUUCACUCUCGACACUCCUCUCCGUCCGUACCAAAGGAGUCAGCAAGCAUAAGCACGCAAGAUGGCCGCCCGAACCGCCACCGCAACGCCCACGACGCGCAAGACGCGCACCGCGACCAACUCGCUGCCCAAGAAGAUCGAGGCCGCCGUCGAGACAGUCGCGCCCAAGAAGCGUGCCACCAAGGCCAACACGAGCAAGCCACGCGAUAAGAAGGUUGCGGCUGGUCGUGUAGAGAAGAAGGCCGCGCCUGCGACGAAGAAGGCCCCCGCUGCGAAGAAGGCGGCUCCUGCCACCAAGAAGACGACGCCUGCGAAGACGCCUGCGGCCAAGAAGGCGGCGGCGACGAAGAAGAGCCCGGCUGCUAAGGCGGAGAAGGAGGUUGAGAGCGAGGUGAAGAAGGUCGAGACCAAGGUCAAGAAGGCGGCUAAAGCUACUGGAGCAAAGGAGAAGAAGACGACUACCAAGGCAAGCAAGCCCAAGAAGGCGUAGAG
Molecule: messenger RNA, 870 nt
Organism: Paraphaeosphaeria sporulosa
Lineage: Eukaryota; Fungi; Ascomycota; Dothideomycetes; Pleosporales; Didymosphaeriaceae
Exons: 3
Coding region: 440-868 (142 amino acids)
Source: RefSeq, a predicted model, not a curated record